This is a messenger RNA of Peromyscus maniculatus bairdii (prairie deer mouse), 5337 nucleotides long. RefSeq names its product RHO family interacting cell polarization regulator 2 (gene Ripor2). Lineage: Eukaryota; Metazoa; Chordata; Mammalia; Rodentia; Cricetidae. The record is from RefSeq and is a predicted model, not a curated record.
CUCCGCCGCCGCGCUCGCUCCACGCUCCGCCACCGCGCGUCCGCUGGCCCCGCAACUUCACCCGGCGCCGCGGCAGCUGGAGCGACGCCCGAGCGCUGGGGCCACGACUGUCACCCGCGGCCCUUUCCCUGUCGCCUGGAGGAGCGGGCGAGCAGCGGCUGUCGGCGGAGCCGGAGCUACAGGGCAGCGAGGGGCGGCGCGAGGGUGCCGAGGUGGUACAUGCCACCCGGCACUAAGCGUCUCCGGGCACCGGGAGCGUUCUUUGCAAGACUGCCAACCAGACUCCCAGAAAUCAUGCUGGUGGGAUCCCAGUCCUUCUCGCCUGGAGGGCCCAAUGGCAUCAUCCGGAGCCAGUCCUUCGCGGGUUUUAGCGGCCUGCAGGAGAGGCGGUCCAGAUGUAACUCCUUCAUUGAAAACGCCUCUGCUCUCAAGAAGCCUCAGGCCAAGCUGAAGAAAAUGCACAAUUUAGGACACAAAAAUAACAACACUCCCAAAGAGCCUCAGCCGAAGAGAGUAGAGGAGGUCUACAGGGCCUUGAAAAAUGGACUCGAUGAGUACCUGGAGUUUCACCAGACGGAGCUGGACAAGCUGACCACUCAGCUAAAGGACAUGAAAAGAAACUCUCGCCUGGGUGUGCUGUAUGACCUAGACAAGCAAAUCAAAACGAUUGAGAGAUACAUGCGACGGCUGGAGUUCCACAUCAGUAAGGUCGACGAGCUUUAUGAAGCCUACUGUAUCCAACGGCGCCUCCAAGAUGGUGCCAGCAAAAUGAAGCAAGCAUUUGCGGCAUCCCCCGCCAGCAAGGCUGCCCGGGAGAGUCUGUCGGAGAUUAACCGCAGCUACAAGGAGUACACGGAGAACAUGUGCACCAUUGAGGCGGAGCUGGAGAGUCUGCUGGGAGAAUUCUCCGUCAAGAUGAAAGGUCUGGCUGGCUUUGCUCGCCUCUGUCCCGGAGACCAGUAUGAAAUUUUCAUGAAGUAUGGCCGGCAGAGGUGGAAACUGAAGGGCAAAAUAGAAGUGAACGGUAAACAGAGCUGGGAUGGAGAAGAAACGGUCUUCUUGCCCCUCAUAGUUGGGCUCAUUUCCAUCAAGGUCACAGAACUCAAAGGACUGGCAACUCACAUCCUGGUAGGCAGUGUGACCUGCGAGACCAAAGAGCUGUUUGCAGCCCGACCCCAGGUGGUGGCUGUUGACAUCAAUGACCUCGGUACCAUCAAGCUGAACCUGGAAAUCACCUGGUACCCCUUUGAUGUGGAGGACACAACCCCAUCAUCGGGCCCCGGGAACAAGACAGCCGCUCUCCAGCGGAGGAUGUCCAUGUACAGCCAAGGCACCCCCGAAACACCUACCUUCAAAGACCACUCCUUCUUCAGAUGGUUGCGGCUGUCUGUCUUGAGUGCCUUGCGAGACACUUUCUUUGCCACGCUGCACCACAACCACUCUGUGGGUGACCUGCCUUCCCUCAGCCUGAACCCCAAGGCCCUGCUAGAAUUCUAUUCAAAUCUGCCAGAUGACAUCUUCGAAAGUGGAAAGGCAGCGGAGGAGAAAAGGCCACUGUCCCUCAGCUUUAGUGACCUGCAGGACGGAGACUGUGUCUUCACCUCCAGCUCAGCCACCUCCCCCUCCAGCUCACACUCAGCCCAUCCAGAGAUCACCAUCACCCCCGCUGAGCUCCCCCGGGGCAGCCUGUCCUCACAGAAUGAGGGCACGGAGGACAGCAGCAGUUCAGCAUCUUCCAGGCAUUCCCUGGGGGAGGACCAGGAGCCGAAGUCCCACGCCAAGAGUGAUAUGGUAGAGCUCAGGAAGUCCAGUGUGGUUGCAGGGUCCCGGGCAGAGAGCCUGUUCCUGGAGAAUAGUGUUGCCGAGGCUCUCCUGCAGGAGACAGAUGAGGCCUCUGAGCUCAAGCCUGUGGAGCUGGACACUUUUGAAGGAAACAUCACAAAGCAACUAGUGAAGAGGCUCACCUCGGCCGAGGGGCCCAUCACCACGGAGAAGCUUGUCUUUGAAGGCUCUGUCGGUAGCGAAUCUGAAGCUGGCCGGUCCUUUCUCGACGGCAGCCUGGAAGAUGCCUUCCAUGGACUCUUCCUGGCAUUAGACCCACACAAGGAGCAGUACAAAGAGUUCCGGGAUCUGAACCAAGAAGUCACGCACUUGGAUGAUGUCCUCAAAUGCAAGCCGGCAGGCAGCCGCAGCAGAUCCUCCAGCCUCAGUCUGACGGUUGAGAGUGCGUUAGAAAGCUUUGAUUUCCUCAACACCUCUGACCUUGAUGAAGAGGAAGAGGACGGGGAUGAGGCCUGCCACGUUGGAGGAGGAGGAGCAGACUCCGUGUUUUCAGACACUGAGACCGAGAAAACUGGUUACAGGUCAGUUCACCCGGAAGCCAGGGGCCACCUUAGCGAAGCUCUGACUGAAGACACAGGCGUAGGGACCAGUGUGGCAGGGAGCCCGCUCCCUCUGACCACAGGAAACGAGAGUCUGGACCUCACCAUUGUCAAACAUCUACAGUACUGCACCCAGCUCGUUCAGCAAAUCGUCUUCUCCAGCAAAACCCCCUUUGUGGCACGAAGUCUGCUGGAGAAGCUAGCGAGGCAGGUCCUGGUGAUGGAGAAGCUGGCUGCAGUGAGCGACGAGAACCUUGGGAACAUCACCUCUGUGGUGGAAGCCAUCCCGGAAUUCCACAAAAAGCUGUCCUUACUGUCUUUCUGGACCAAGUGCUGCAGCCCGAUGGGGGUCUACCACAGCUCUGCCGACAGAGUGAUCAAGCAGCUGGAGGCCAGCUUCGCCCAGACUGUCAACAAAGACUAUCCAGGACUGGCAGAACCAGUGUUUAGAACCCUGGUGUCCCAAAUCCUGGACUGCUCGGAGCCUCUGCUUUCCUCCAGCCUCUCCUCAGAAGUCAUCACUGUGUUUCAGUAUUACAGCUUCUUUACCAGCCAUGGUGUGAGUGACCUGGAGACUUAUCUGAGCCAGCUGGCCAGGCAAGUUGCCAUGGUUCAGACCCUGCAGUCCCUGAGAGAUGAGAAACUGCUGCAGACGAUGAGCGACUUCACACCCAGCAACCUCCCGGCCCAACAGGAAGUCCUCAGGACCCUGGCUCUGCUGCUUACCAGAGAUGACAAUGAGGUCAGCGAGGCUGUGACACUCUACUUGGCAGCAGCCUCCAAAAACGAGCACUUCAGAGAAAAGGCCUUGCUCUAUUAUUGUGAAGCAUUAACAAAGACCAAUCUCCAGCUACAGAAGGCAGCCUGCCUGGCACUAAAGAGCCUGGAGGCCACAGAAAGCAUUAAAAUGCUAGUGACACUGUGUCAGUCUGACACUGAAGAAAUCAGAACCGUGGCCUCGGAAACCCUCCUGUCUCUUGGAGAAGACGGGCGGCUGGCAUAUGAACAGUUAGACAAAUUCCCACGAGACUGUGUUAAAGUCGGAGGUCGUCACGGAACCGAAGUUGCCACGGCCUUUUAAAUUUCACUUCAGCACUGCCUGACUGCUGUCCUGAUGCCUGGCCCUGGCAUCACGAGGGUGCUGUGGUGUGGCCAGACAGCCCCUGGAACUCGCAGAGCGCUGCUGCUGCUGCUGCUGCUGGUGCCGGUAUAGGGAUCUCAAAGUCCAGCUGCGCUGUACCAUCUACUUUUCCUUGGCCCCCACAACGGGGCUGUGUGUAACUCACCAGACCACAUCAUAGUUGUGUCUCACAGCACUUCAGCGUCCGUCUUACUUUACUGUGGAAUUUGAAAAUAGCCAUUUUUGUACCCGUGUGGAAGUUCAUCUGUAAGCGUUCGUGCACCGUUUGGAUAAGUAUCAUAUGCCUUGUCGCUUUCCUGCUGUGGUCUCCAGGUUGAGUGGUCCUUUAGCUACCUACUUCUACUUUAAAAACAGAGCACAAAAAGGAAGUUCUUCAAAUGAAGGUUUUCUUAGAGAACCUGACCAAACGAUCAAUUAUAAGAGACUGGGUUUCGGAGCUGAGGCUGGAGCUCCCCUGGUAGGGUGCUUGCCCAGCAUGCACGAAGCUUGGGUUCAUCUCCAGCUCUGCAGAGGCUGGGUGUGCCGCUCGUGUAAGCUCGGUGCUCAGAAAGUGGAGGAAGUAGGAUCACAAGUUCAAGGUCAUCUCCAGCUACCUAAGGAGUCCCCAGGGCAACCUGAUGCAGGAAGCUAUGGGGGUGGGGAUCCUAAGUUUUAUAUUUUAUAUCUUAAUUUUUUAUAGUUCCUACUACUUGUUUCAUUUUUCCAUCCUGAGAAUUUCCAUAUCAUCUAUCCACACAGUUUAAAAGAUUAAUUGAAAAACACUGCUUAAGAUUGGACCUAUACUAUUAAAAGUAAAUGAAAACCUUGAAGCUUAGAGGCUUUUGUUCUUUAACAAAAACCAUCUUUAUCACUCCUGGUUUUUUAUUGUUGUUUGGUUUUUGUUUUAUCUUGAGAUAGAGUUUCCCUGUUGCAGUCCCGACUGGCCUGGAACUCGAUAUAUAGAACAGCCUGACCUUGAACUUGCAACAGUUCCCCAGCCUCUGCCUCCAGAGCUGGGCUCAGGCACAAGCCACUAGGCCUGGUCCCAUAUAAUAUUUUUUUUUCUCCUAAGACAAAUACAAACCCCAAAGUUGUAGGUUCAGAAAGAUGUUCCUUCAGGUGGGAACCUGGGCUUUGGAUGAGUCCUAACCAGGUAGAAUAGCGGGGUACUGAAAGUGGUCCCUGCUUCUAUAAAAUUGGCCAUGAGACUAGGAAGCGCCUGGCCUUGAGAGAUAGAAACCACCUCACAGUUUCAACAGCAACUCAGAACCGGCGUGGAGAUUCAGCCAUUUGCUGAAGGGGUGGGUAUGCCGAGUCGUGACAACAGGAUGUAUGAGUGCAAUUUGAACUGUAUUCUCAAUGUGUUUGUAUAAAAUACCAAUUAGAUAUUAGGUUCAAUAUUUACACUUUAGCAAGCCUUUAAAAGGGUUCAUUUCAUUUUAAAGUGAAAUUUGUUUGCCAGGUUUCUGGCAACAUAUUCUUUCAACUGUGAAGUUCCACUGUACAUAUUUGUAUAUUUGUAAAUGUUAUACAUAUGCAUAUAUCCCUCAUUUUAAAGGUACACUGUACAGUUAUAGUAUGUAUAGGCUAUACUCUUUGUUAACUGGUUGAAAUGUCUCUUUUAUAGAAAGUCAAAUUACAGCUAUUCCAGGGACUUUGUUUGGUUUGUUUGAGAUUUGGACCUUUUUGACUAUUGCAUGGAUAAUUAAUUUCACGUCUUUUGUAUUCACUUCUGUGUUUUAGUUUUAGUUGGGGAAGUGCUUUUCAUUUUGUGGUAUUUGUAUUCAUCACUCUUUCCAUCAUGUAAGUCAAAAUAAAAAUUAUUUUUAAUUACUA